This is a messenger RNA of Paraglomus occultum, 399 nucleotides long. NCBI's taxonomy places the organism in Eukaryota, Fungi, Glomeromycota, Glomeromycetes, Paraglomerales, Paraglomeraceae. The record is from the annotation of a GenBank genome assembly.
AUGGUACAUACGCAGCUUGCUGAUACGGACGAUGCGGACAAAUUGAGAGACGCAGAUGAUAUUCUUGACGAAUAUUAUGCUGCGAAUGUACCUUUUGAUCGGUCACUAUUCCCACUCUUCAAAGAAUGCCUACGUACAAAGCCAAUCAGCUAUUUGUUUGAAGGAUAUCUGGCACAUUUGUUCGAGUUUAAAGUCCAAAGUCAGACCUUUUUGAUAUCCAAUAUCCCAGAAGUAGAUGCGCUCAUGUCACCUAUGCAAACGAAAGAAUUGAAGCAACUUUGGGUAAAAGAUAUUCGAAAAUGGUUUAAUUCCGGGGAGUUGGUAAAUGGCGAAUUUAGAAGACAGAUUACAGAGUUUAUUACUCUUUAUGAUUCAACGCGUAACAGUUUUUAUGAAUAA